This is a messenger RNA of Durio zibethinus, 514 nucleotides long. RefSeq names its product ubiquitin-like protein 5. The record is from RefSeq and is a predicted model, not a curated record. NCBI's taxonomy places the organism in Eukaryota, Viridiplantae, Streptophyta, Magnoliopsida, Malvales, Malvaceae. Gene Ontology annotation, biological process: protein modification process. Gene Ontology annotation, molecular function: protein binding.
UCAAUCUCCUCAUUACUAAGGUUAGCAAAGUUGGGAAUUAGGGAUUUCUCUGAAAUUUUAAAAAACCGAAAAAAUCGAAGAUGAUCGAGGUAGUGUUGAACGAUCGGCUAGGGAAGAAGGUGCGCGUGAAGUGCAACGACGACGACACGAUCGGAGACCUGAAGAAGCUGGUGGCGGCUCAAACCGGUACCAGAGCCGACAAGAUCCGGAUCCAGAAGUGGUAUACGGUUUAUAAGGAUCAUAUUACUCUCAAAGAUUACGAGAUCCAUGACGGCAUGGGCCUCGAACUUUACUAUAAUUAAAUUUUAGUAUAUUUAUUUACGUAAUUUUGUAUGGUUUUUGUUUGAACAAGGUUUAAUUGUUAUGUAUGGAUGUUAUAUAUAUAUAUAUAUUGUGGAUCAUGCUAUUUACUUUUUUUAAGGAAUAUUAAUGGUAGAAUCUAAAGUUGUGGAUUUGGGUUUCUUUUAUUUUAUUUAUUUUUGUGUUUUAAUAUAUUUUCGCUUCGGAAUUUUGA